This is a messenger RNA of Seminavis robusta, 2865 nucleotides long. The record is from the annotation of a GenBank genome assembly. NCBI's taxonomy places the organism in Eukaryota, Bacillariophyta, Bacillariophyceae, Naviculales, Naviculaceae.
GACAGGAUGAAGUCAUCAAGUCAUUGUCUCUCUCACGGAAACCAAACCAACAACACAAACACAACUCCCUUCGGUUUCCAUUGACGUUGGAUCCCUGCUAUUAUCUAUCUUUAUCCAUUGUUUUACUGAAGAGCCCAGCCCGAAAGACCCACCUAUAGAGGCAUCCAUUCCAACCCAAGUCAAGUCAGUUCUGUAUGUUUCAGUAAACCAUGAGGGUCCCAGUAGCCCCUCCAUCGUCUGGCAAGUCAUGGGGUGCCAAGAAGAAGGGAAACGAGGAAGCUACCGACAAGGAAGCAAAUGUUCCUGCCUGGAAGAAAAAACUCAAGUCCAACAAACCAGCGGCUGAACCCGAAACAGCAGCUGCCCCGUCUGUUCCUGCCUGGAAGCAAAAAUUAAAAGGAGGAGGAGCUGCUCCAGCCCCUCCAGCUCCUGCUGCCUCGCCUGCAAUGCCAGCAUGGAAACAAAAACUCAACAAAUCCUCCACUCCAGCAGCACCACCACCAGCCCCACCGCCACCUGCUAGCAGUACUCCCGCUUGGAAAUCCAAAUCUGCCGCUGCCCCCGCGACUACUGCGGGUGGUGCAGCCUCCUGGAAAUCCAAAAACAACAACAAUUCACCACCACCAGCUCCUGCAAGUAGCAGUGGCACACCUGCUUGGAAGGCAAAGGCCAGAUCCAAUUCCGUCAUGGAAAAACCAUCGAUACCACCGGCAUCCUCCACUCCUGCUGUGCCCGCCUGGAAGGCAAAAUUGAAAAAAUCAGAGCCCGAAAAGCCACCACCAGAACCUGAACCAGAGCCAGAAAAACCGGUGGAACCAGAGCCAGAACCUGAACCUGAACCUGAACCACCCAAAGAACCAGAGCCGGAGCCUGAACGUGAACCUGAACCUGAACCGCCGAAAGAACCUGAACCUGAACCGGAGAAAAAAGAGGAACCAAAGCCUGAGGAACCACCCAAAAAGAAAUGGAGUGGAGGGUUUCUGGACGACGACGAUUCCGAUGAUGAUGAUGAUGACGACGAUGAUAGUGACCUCAGUGACAGCAGCGAGAGUGACCGGGCCCGUAAGAAAGCACCACCACCACCACCACCCAAAAAGAGCACGUGGGGUGGAGGAGACACGGUGACCACCGAUGACGAUACCGAGGAACAAGUUACAGAUGAAGAAGAGGAGGAAGAAGAACCGUUGGAAGAAGUCAAGCCCGACCCCAAAAUUCAAGCCAUGUUUCAAAAGGCACAAUCCGCAAUGAAUCAACAAUUGGAACAACUGGAUCAUGACUUGGAACAUGUCAAGGAAGAAUUCCAAGAGGACGAAGAAGAAUGGAAAACGGCCGCACCGACCAUGGCCAAGUUGGAACCAAGGGUCGAUUAUCACAGCAUGUUGCAAAAAAGUCAAAGCAAACGCGACUUGGGGGACGAGGACGAGGAAAGUGACGAGGAGGACGAUUUGUCGUCGUCUUCCAAAAGAAGCAAAGAAAGCUACUUGGUGGUCCCAAAAGUCGAAGAUCUCGAUUUUGGUCAUGCUUCGUUAGGCGAUUUGGCAUUUGAUGAGGACGAGGCAGAGGAAGAAGAACGGGCCAUGGAGGCUGAAUUCAGUAAAGUGGUCGAAGCGGCCGAAACAGACGAAGUCGAUUAUUCCGCACUCAUGCGAGAUUUUGGAGAUGAGUUGGAAGACUACAAUGAGGAUGGCACCGGUGUGGGAGAAUUGAACAUUACGGUUCAUCAGUUCGAUGCACUCAUGAACGCGGAGGCGACCGAACAGGCACAAAAAGUCGCGGAAUACGAUUAUGCACUGGAUGUAGCCGAAAUUGAAUUGGAAGAUGCCGAUGCAGAGCUUGCCAACGAGGCCAGGAAAGCUGCCGCCGAGGAUUCCUUGGUCAAGCAGAGACUCAAAGAGACCGCGCGAAACACGGCCAAUGCGGUGUACGACCCAGAGGAGGACCCAGAGUUGGAAUCCAAAGCUCGAAACCUCAUGUUGCUGAAACAUGGAGCCAAUUGCCGCCUGCCAGCAGGAGCCUGCAAAUUCGGCUUUUGUGUACAGAGCAGACAAAUGAUGCAACAUAUCAUGUCGUGCAAAGAUCGACAAUGCUCGAUGGGGUUCUGCCCGAUGUCCAAAUUCGUCCUUCGCAAUGCCAAGCUCAUUAAUUUGGCCAUGGAAAAGCUAGCCAGGGCCGCGGCGACUGCAAGGGCUGAACAGCAAAGAAAGCGACAAGAAGCGGAAGCCAAGGCCCGAGCUGUCGCUGAGGAAAAGGCCAAGGCUCAAGCUGCUGCCAUGGCGGAAGCGCAACGGGCUCAGAGAGAACAGGAAGAAGCAGAAAGGGCCGAAGAGGAGGCAUUGGCAUUGGCGCGCGCUGAAGCCCAGGCAGAGGUGGACGCAGCUCGAAAGGAGAUUGAAGAAAUGAAAAAGAGGCGCCAAACCUUGGCCGAAACAGAGAAAACAAAGAGUGAGGUGGAAGAACUCAAAAAAGCCGCUGCGAAGCAAGCUGCUAAGAAGAAGAAAAAGAGCAAGAAAGUCUCAGAAGAGGACGAGAGCUCCAGCGAAGAAGAAAGCUCCGAAGAAGAAGAGAGUUCUGAGGAAGAGGAAGAGGAAGAGAAGUGAUGAUGAAGAGAGUGACAAACCGACCAAAAAGAAAGCGAAAUCAGUUGCCAAAAAGAAAGCAAAGGCUGUCAAGGAUGACUCAACUGAAGAUGAAAGCUCAGAGGAGGAAGAGAGUGAUGAAGAGAGUGACACACCAACCAAAAAGAAAUCGAAAUCAGUGGCCAAACAGAAAGCAAAGGCUGUCAAGGAUGACUCAACUGAAGAUGAAGCUAGAGGAGGAAGAGAGUGAUGAAGAGAGUGACACACCACCAAAAAGAAAGCCAAGCCA